Messenger RNA from Periconia digitata, 448 nucleotides. The record is from the annotation of a GenBank genome assembly. NCBI's taxonomy places the organism in Eukaryota, Fungi, Ascomycota, Dothideomycetes, Pleosporales, Periconiaceae.
AAUGGUGUCUGAUUUCACAGUUCUCGGAAUUGGUGAGUCGCGUUUAUCUGUUGACUCUCUCUCUCUCUCUCUCUCUCUCUCUCUCUCCUCGGUUUCGUCGACGACAUGGUAUUGUAGGUUUCUUGUUGAUCAGCAUAGUCCGUCCUUGAUCGGUGAAGACUUCGAACGACUUCUAAAACCCUGUUGGAUAGAGCCAUCGCACAUUAAGCAGAGACUUCAAGGGAAAAGGGUUCAUUUCUCGGCCGAGAGUCACUGGAUAGAUUUAAUUGGUCAUCAUCGACAUACGUGUACAUAUAUAUAUGUGUGUAUAUGUACAUAUAUUCUCAACUGGUCUCAAAUUGCGGUAAUCCUGUUGAGCUUCCGAAACAACUCCGUCCCGUUUCUCAAAGGAGAAAGAAAUUCGAUACAAGAGGAAGCCAAUACGCUGCCAGCCAGAAGUGCAAUAUAA